Messenger RNA from Didymella exigua CBS 183.55, 795 nucleotides. RefSeq lists its product as uncharacterized. The coding region runs from base 1 to 795 and encodes 264 amino acids. Lineage: Eukaryota; Fungi; Ascomycota; Dothideomycetes; Pleosporales; Didymellaceae. The transcript has a single exon. The record is from RefSeq and is a predicted model, not a curated record.
AUGUCAAACUCAACUACAGCCUCGCUCGUGCAGAUGACGCCACUUGGGCAACUAUUCGUCUCUACUAUCUGCCAAACCUACUCAUGGUAUCGACAGAAGAUUGCAACGUCUGAUCCCUCAGCAAUAUUCACCCCCAGCGCUCUCAUGCCUGCCCCCGAGACGACUGUCAUCGAGGUUAUCCACACGGAUGAGAAAGGGAUGCACACUACCGUGCAAGAAGUCCCGCUCACGCCGGUGAUCCGCCAUGCCAUACCGCCUACGCACUUGAACAUCGUGCUGCCUACUCACCUGGCUCCUGUACCGCCUACGCACCUGAUGCAGGCUCGGAAUGAGCAAUCGUUCAAGCAGUCAUCCGAGCAGGUGCACACGCAGGAGCAAGAGCAGGACCUAACAACCCUCAUCGGCACACGCACUUCUUCUCCUUCCCAGACCGCCGCGCCUCCAACGCCCGUAGAGAUGACCUCGACCACGACAGCCCUCCCGCCAUCCUUCACGACCGUGACAAAGACCUACCCCCACCUCCUCGAUACCACAUCGGCAUCCACAGCCUACGUCGACGUGUGGCCGCAGGUCGGCUUCGUGCCGAGCGAGUUUGAUGUGCCGCAGCUGUGGCGCGAGACGUUCGAGAUGAAGGCGCAACACCAGCAGUACAUUGCUCUGGGCGCUGUUUGCUCUGUCUUUGUGGCUGGCGUGGUUGGCGUGCUGGCGGCGGGGUGCUUGAAGUGCUGGCUUGAUGGGAGGAGCGGGCGCAGGGAGAAAGUGGUGGAAAUGGAGCAUGGGUGGGAGUGGUUCUAG